AUGCGAUUUGCAGCAAUCCGCAAUCCGCUUUGGACAUUCGAUGUUGUACUCGUUGACGAUUCCCAUGACAGUUGGGACUUCUUUGGUCGCGAAAAGGAAGACACUUACCACCUAGAGUUAAGCAGGGUUGUAGUGGUGAAUUCGAUUUAUUAGGGAGGACAUUGACACUCCGCAUGGUUAUCUCCAAGACGUCGAGGACAUUUUCUCUUUCAGCAUCCGUGGCGGACUGUAGUAGGUACAUAAAUGCAAUAAAGGCGAAGAAGCCGAUUGAAACAGGCGAUGGAUUAUGGUGCACAGGAAGAUGCAUGAAUGGUGCGCACUCUUGUUCUAAUUCUGGAGCCCUUGAAAAAGCUUGAUGCUGUUACGACUUCGACGCUGCACAAAACUACCGAGGCAGAGGCGCGGUUUUUCACGACUGAAACUUCUCCCUCAUCGCCUACCACUGCGAGUACCUCUCCAGCAC
Amoebophrya sp. A25 is the source of this 463-nucleotide messenger RNA. The record is from the annotation of a GenBank genome assembly. Lineage: Eukaryota; Dinophyceae; Syndiniales; Amoebophryaceae.